Molecule: messenger RNA, 1041 nt
Organism: Naegleria fowleri
Lineage: Eukaryota; Heterolobosea; Eutetramitea; Acrasida; Naegleriidae
Exons: 1
Coding region: 1-1041 (346 amino acids)
Source: RefSeq, a predicted model, not a curated record
AUGAAUCCAUCCACUGAAAAAGUUGAAGGAAUAUCAGAGGUGAAUUCAAAACAUGAAUUGGAAACGGUACCUCUUCAGAGGGAGAGAACGCUUGAACCGGUGAUUAUGAGCGAGGAAAGAGUUGAUAUUCCUGCUCAAUUCGAUGCAACAAGAAGAAAUGAUCCUCAACAAGAACGGACUCUAAGACUCAAAGAUACAGAAAACACAAGUCAUCUCAUCAAUGAAAUGAUGAAUAACAACCACGUUCCUUCUCUUCCAUUGGAGUGCUCCUUGUUUCAUGAAAACUCUAAUAACUUGAUGACUCCAGGCGCAUCAUUAUCCUCGGAAAAGCAACUCAACAAGCCAACACCCACUCCAAAUUCAUUCAAGGAAAGAGCAUUGGAAAGACAAAAACAUAUCAAUAGCCUUGCUCAAAGGAUUCAUCAUUUGGGAGUUGCAAAGAAUGGAUCUUCUUCCAACUUAACCCUCUCUCCUGUACCAAUAGCAAAGCCUUCCACUACUCAACAACCAUCAAGGCCCAACCAAUCACCGUUCGAUUUCCAAACCAUGAACAAAAAGAAAGAGAUUGAGAAACGUUCGUACUUAAUGUCAAGAUCAUUCAAUCGGUUGCAUGUUGAACCAACGCCUCUGAUAAGGAUGCAUGCUGAGUCCCUAAGAGAAAAUUCUCGCAAAAGAUUUCUACCAUCCUGUAAGCAAAGAAGAAUGAUUUCAAGCACUGGUGCUGCUUCGCUAGCGUUAAAGGCCACACACCAGUUGGAAACUAUUUUGGCAGAUUUAGAGCUGAGUGGAAGUGAUAAUGAGAGGAGGGUCAUUGCUGGCACACAUAUCAAUGAGGUGGCUCGUAACCUAUUCGAAACAACUGAUCCAAUCUCAACGACAUCCCGAACAACAAGGAAUAGUUCCAUGAAUGUUGUAAGGCCAGAGGUACCAGAAUUUGUGCUUGAGAAUCAUGUCUCUAAGGACACUUCAGUCAAAGUGAUUCGACCUGGGUCAGAGGAAAUUCGAUUCUCUCAAUGGAGAAGCGUUUAUCGAAAACUCUGA